Nycticebus coucang (slow loris) is the source of this 2786-nucleotide messenger RNA. It is a transcript of the gene ZFP36, whose product is annotated as ZFP36 ring finger protein. Gene Ontology annotation, molecular function: metal ion binding; mRNA binding. The transcript is spliced from 2 exons. The coding region runs from base 1103 to 2092 and encodes 329 amino acids. Lineage: Eukaryota; Metazoa; Chordata; Mammalia; Primates; Lorisidae. The record is from RefSeq and is a predicted model, not a curated record.
UCUGGCUCAGGCUGGUGUCGAACCGAACCUGUGAAUUCAAGCAAUCCACCCUCCUCAGCCUCCCAGAGUGCUGGGAUUAGUCUUGAGCCACCGCGCCCGGCCUUGGCAAACCUCUUAACAUAAUUCAAGGCCACUAUAUUAAGCCGCUGCCAUUCACACUAGCUGGAACUAGGGGAGUAAGUUGACCUACGUUUCCUAUGUUAAAUGGGCAUUACUAUCUUGUUGCGUUGUGGUGAGGACUGAGUUAAUGUAUUUAAAGCACUUAGAAGCAUGCCCAGCCCAGAGGAAGAGCUCAGACUGCCAUUAUCUGCGUGAGGGUGAGAGGACAGUGGCCCUGUGAAUUACGAAAUGAGGCCCCAGGCAUCUGGGACCCCAACCCACCCAACCCCCGCUGAGUAGGGUCAGGGAGGGUGAUCCAGGGCUCUUGGGAGUCACAUCGCCCAAGGCCAGCAGGUCGCAGAGAACUCCUCUCGAAGGCCUGUGGGUCUCCUGUGCUUUUUGCCCCUGUGGAUGCCUGUCUUUCUGUGGGUGUUUGUUUCUAUUUUUCUCCUGUGUGUUGAUGUGACCCUUCGGUCCUACCUCCCCUUUCUGAAUUUGUCUCUCUAGGACUCUUUGCCCACCUCUCCUCCCUUAGUCUAGUUUUCCCUCCCCGUGUGUCUUGCAGUCUGUUUCUCCCUUCCUUCCUCUGUGUCUUUCUCUCUGCUUCUCUAUACGUCUCUAACUCGUCCACUCUGGGUAUCUCCCCCCACCUCCGGCCGGUGGCGGUCUAUCUGGCACGCGCACGCUCUGGGGCCUCUGCCCUUGUCAGUUGCCCCUGACAGUCCUAGUUCCCUUCUCCGUGCGUCAGUCUCCAGACUUGAAAACCGGGCACUCCCCGCCGAAUCGCAGCCAUCCGCUGGCCAAGCUCAGGCGCGUUCCUGGCACCGGGCCGGGCGGAAGGGAACUUGUCCAGGUCCCGCAGGGCUGCUCCGGGGGCGCGCGUCCGGGAAGCGCCCCUCCUGGCCACGCCCCUGGGCCACGCCCCCCCAGGCCCUAUAAGAAGCUGGCUCUGCCUGCCAGCCGCAGCCUGGUUUUAGCGCUCCGACUCACGGCCGACCUUCUCAUGGCCACCCGCGCCACUAUGGAUCUCACUGCCAUCUAUGAGAGCCUCCUGUCGCUGAGCCCUGAAAUACCAUCCGACCACGGAGGGACUGAGUCCAGCCCAGGCAGGGGCUCCUCGGGACUCUGGAGCCUGAACUCAUCGGACAGCCCAUCUGGGGUCCCCUGUCGCCUGCCUGGCCGUUCCACCAGCUUGGUGGAGGCCCGCAGCUGUGGCUGGGUGCCUCCACCCCCUGGCUUCGCACCCCUGGUGCCCCGGUCGGGCCCUGAACUGUCGCCCUCACCCACCUCGCCUACCUCGAUUCCUGCCACUUCCUCCCGCUACAAGACAGAGCUCUGUCGGACCUUCUCAGAGAGUGGUCGCUGCCGCUAUGGAGCCAAGUGCCAGUUUGCCCAUGGCCUGGGUGAGCUGCGCCAGGCCAAUCGCCACCCCAAGUACAAGACCGAACUCUGCCACAAGUUCUACCUCCAGGGCCGAUGCCCCUACGGCUCACGCUGCCACUUCAUCCACAAUCCCAGCGAGGACCUGGCCGCCCCAGGCCAACCUCAUAUGUUGCGUCAGAGCAUCAGCUUCUCUGGCCUGCCCUCAGGUCGCCGAACCUCACCACCACCAGCUGGCCUGGCAGGCCCUUCCCUGUCCUCAUGCUCCUUCUCACCCUCCAGCUCCCCACCACCACCUGGGGACCUUCCACUUUCACCUUCUGCAUUCUCUGCUGCCCCUGGGACCCCUGUGGCAAGAAGAGACCCCACCCCAGCCUGUUGUCCCUCCUGCCGAAGGGCCACUCCAGGCAGUAUCUGGGGGCCCUUGGGUGGCCUGGCUCGGAGCCCCUCUGCACACUCCCUGGGAUCUGACCCCGAUGAAUAUGCCAGCAGUGGCAGCAGCUUGGGGGGAUCUGACUCACCUGUCUUUGAAGUGGGGGUUUUUGGGCCACCCCAGCCACCUGCAGCUGCCCGAAGACUCCCCAUUUUCAAUCGAAUCUCUGUUUCUGAGUGACAAGCACCUGCCCAAUACAGAUCAGCUGAAUCUUUAGGGGGAGCCACUUGUCUUGUACCCUGGGCUCUGCAUGGGCCAUGGGGCUAAGGGGACCUCUUAAUGAAGUAACCCUCCUUCUAAAAUGCAUUAACCUAUUCCCCCUGACCCACGCUGGGGCAGGUCCUCAGUGUGAAGCUCAGUGUUCGGGGUGUUAGGGGAUGAGUGUUUUCUGGGGUCCUUUAGAAAAAAAUGUAGCAUAUUUGAGGGAGGCAGUGAGCCCUCUCCCUGCAUCUCUCCCCCUGCCCAAAUCUGUCUCCUGGAAUCUUGAUGUGCUGUGAAUAACAGGCCCUCAAUACCCCCUUCCAAUUUUUCCCAGACUUGAGGUUCCAGUUAGGGUGACUGGAACCUUCUCUGAGGGGGAAUCCUGGUGCUCAUAUUUCCCUCCAAAAGCAAGUAGCCAAAGCCGUUGCCAAAUCCCUCCUCCAAAACAAUGGGCCCUUUAUUUAUGACGACUUUAUUUAUUCUAAUAAGAUUUUAUAGUAUUUAUAUAUAUUGGGUUGUCUGCUUCCCUUGUAUUUUUCUUCCUCUUUUUUUGUAAUGUUGAAAACAAUGGUAUAAUUAUUAUAAGUAUGCUAUAAUAAUAUAUUAAGUAAUAUAUAUUGUUACCUUAAAUGUCUAUUUUUGGGGGGGGGAAUUUUUAAAUAAAAGGAAUCUG